GCUCUCUCCUUCUUCCCCUCUCCAUCACAGUCUCCAAAUUAACAGACGAAAGAAGAAGAAGACUCUGGAGCUCUGCACUCAACUGCAGCACAGCUUGCAUUUCAAAUUGUGCAUGUUAAGAUGCAUUCAAUCCGCAGAGGGACGAUGAACGGGCAUUUAUCUCAGUAGAUAUUCAUACUUAUGUGCGUUUUUAUGUUGUCUAGUUGUGCUACAAAUGCCAAGUGAGAGGAACAGCAGCGCCGUGUCUAAUUGUGAUCAGUCAGGCGAAGCUUCGUCUGCCUCGUGUUGAAAUCUGCUUUUGCCAGAACAUGGUGCCACGAGGGGGUUCUACACCACUCGGUGGUGCCCAGUCUGUUCCGACUUCACUGUUUCGAUCAAAUUCUAGUCUAUUGGGCGGUCAAGGAGGUGCAUUGCCAUCACAGGGUGGGUUUUCUCCUUUGGGGUCACCACGAACACAAUUUGGAAACAUGAAUAUGUUUGGUAAUGCUCCCAAUGUUGCAUCUAUCCUGCAUCAAUCUUUUGGAAACGGUGGCCCUACUUCUGGGCUAUCUGGACCUGGAUCUACUCAGAGGGGUCUCAUUGAUAAUGGGGCUGAACCGGAUCCACUGUCCGGCGUUGGAAAUGGAAUGGGUUAUAAUGCAUCUCCUUCAUCAUCAUUUGUUUCAGUGGCAACACCUACAAAUUCUAAUAUGGCAUCUCAAGUACAAGUGCAGCAGUUUUCUCAUACUGCUGGGGAUCAAGUAAUGACAGAUCAACAACCACAGCAGCUCAAUCCCAUUAACUUUCAGCACAAUCAACAGCUGCCACAAUAUUCUACCCCGGACAGUUCUCAAUCACAGCAGCAACAGCAAUUUCAACCAAUGCGAAGUGUGCAAGGAAGUAUUGCACCUGUUAAAGUGGAGCCGGAGGUCAUCAAUGAUCAAACACCCCAGCAGUUGCGAAAUCUAGCCACAGUAAAAUUGGAGCCACAUCAGCUACAAAAUAUAAGAAGUAUUACGACUGUUAAAAUGGAACCUCAACAUUCUGACCCAUCAUUGUUUAUACAGCAGCAGCAACAACAACAACAUCCACAACAACAGCUUCUUCAGAUGUCUAGGCAGUCCCCUCAAGCUGCUGCGAUGGCCCAGCUUUUGCAUCAGCAGAGACUCAUGCAGUUCCAACAACAGCAGCAGCAGCAGCUCAUGAAGUCUAUGCCUCAACAAAGAACCCCACAACAGCCACAAUUUCAUGCGCAAAAUCCGGCUGGAAGGUCUCCAACAAAACCAUAUUAUGAGCCUGGGAUGUGUGCACGUCGGCUGACUAAUUACAUGUAUCAGCAACAGCACAGGCCUGAGGAUAACAGCAUGGAUUUUUGGAGAAAAUUUGUAGCAGAGUAUUUUGCGCCAAAUGCUAAGAAAAAAUGGUGUGUCUCAAUGUAUGGAAGUGGCCGCCAGACAACUGGAGUUUUCCCUCAGGAUGUGUGGCAUUGCGAAAUAUGCAACCGUAAGCCUGGGCGUGGAUUUGAGGCAACUGUUGAGGUCCUGCCUAGACUUUUUAAGAUAAAGUAUGAAAGUGGCACAUUGGAGGAGCUACUCUAUGUCGAUAUGCCCUGUGAGUAUCAGAAUUCUUCAGGCCAAAUUGUCCUAGACUAUGCCAAAGCAAUUCAGGAGAGUGUCUUUGAACAACUUCGCGUUGUCCGUGAUGGCCAGCUUCGAAUUGUAUUCUCACCGGACUUAAAGAUAGUCUCUUGGGAAUUUUGUGCCCGACGUCAUGAAGAGCUUAUACCUAGAAGAUUGUUGAUACCUCAGGUAAGCCAUCUAGGAGCUGCAGCACAAAAGUAUCAAACUACCACCACUCAAAAUGCAUCAUCUAACAUCUCUGUUCCCGACUUACAAAAUAACUGCAAUAUGUUUGUUGCCUCAGCUCGUCAAUUUGCAAAAGCUUUGGAAGUUCCAUUGGUUAAUGAUUUGGGAUAUACAAAGAGAUACGUGCGUUGCCUUCAGAUAUCGGAAGUUGUUAAUAGCAUGAAAGAUUUGAUUGACUAUAGCAGAGAGAUGGGGACAGGACCUAUGGAGAGCUUGUCCAAGUUUCCUCGAAGGACGAACUUUUCACCUGCUACUCACAAUCAAUCUCAGCAGCACAAUGAGAAGGAUCAGCAGCCACAACAACAGAAUAUGGGUCAGAACACCUCCAACCAAGAUGAUACUUUUGUUCAAGCUACUCAGGUUCAACAUGCAUCUGGAAAUUUAAACGGCCCUUUGAGCUCAGUACCCACUCCUACUUCUAGCAGUAAUGUUGCCGGACGACUGCUGGACCAAAACUCCUCCAUGAACCCUAGGGGGAACCAACCCCCCACAUUGAAUGGUAGUGGUGGUGGUGGUGUAACCACCAGUCCCUACACCGGAUCUGCAGCACUUCAAAUGCCUUUGCCUAGUAACUCUAACCCUUCUCCGUUCCAGCCUUUGAACCAUCCUCCAUCUUCAUCUAAUAAUAACCCUCCACCACAAACUUCACAUAAUCUCUUAUCAUCACCGGGAUCACAUAUUAAUUCUGCAAGUUCCCCAGGUGAUAUCAUGGUGGGGGCUAACGAGUCACAGAGCUCCGUGCAGAAAAUCAUAAACGAGAUGUUGAUGUCCUCCCAGCUUGCGGGGGGCGACACGAAGACUAUGAAUAGGGUGUUGGGAACAAACAGUAACCCUGUUCUUAAUGGCAGCAAUUGCCUUGUGGGAAUGAAUGGGAAUGCUGCAGGCAUUGGAUUCCGAAACAUAGGAAACGGGAUCAACAGCCAUGGCGGGUUUCGAAGCGGAUCUGUGAAUAAUGGAAGGGUUGGCAUGGGGGCUUCCAUGGGGCGAGACCAGAAUACGAACCAACAUCAGCAACAAGAUUUCCCGGGAAGUCAACUGCUCAAUGGUCUUGGAUCUGUCAAUGGUUUCAACAGUCUUCAGUUUGAUUGGAAAUCAUCUCCUUAAGAGGACACCACUGCAUGUUCCCGAGCCCAAAUCUUUGCUCGAGACAUUCUUCUUGAUGAUAUAUAUAUAUAUAUAUAUAUAUAUAUAUAUAUAUAUAUAUAUAUAUAUUUAUAGAGAAAGAAAGAGAGAGAGAUCAUUUGAAGAGGUUGCCACGUUCACUCACCGUCUGAUUAGUACGGAAUACUAUUGUCCAAAUGGUAAUGAAGAGAUAAUUUGACACGGGGCCACAGUUUGUGAGAAAGGAAAGGAAAGGAAAGGGGAAGGAGAGUAUAGUGUUGGAGUGUUUGGAAUGUUACCUGGAGGACAGGCAGAAUCAUUCAUCUAACUUCGUUUUGCCUGAUUUACCAUAUAGUUUGUUUAUUUACUUAGCAGCCAGCCUUUGGGAGGAGGAAAUUUUUAGGGCUAUUGGCUUACCACCCUCACGUUGUCUCUGCACAAUCUGCAGAGCAUGACAUUGUA
Messenger RNA from Cuscuta campestris, 3407 nucleotides. Lineage: Eukaryota; Viridiplantae; Streptophyta; Magnoliopsida; Solanales; Convolvulaceae. The record is from the annotation of a GenBank genome assembly.